AUGUAUCGGCUGUUGCUACUUGUCGCCCUCGUCGGCUGUUCUCAUGGUAAUUAUCGAGUCACUUAUGCUUACAUGCAUUAUUCCGAAGGACAAAUGUAUUAUAAACCGGUCUGCUUGAAGCCCUGUACGGUGGCCAGGAGAUCGAGAUCGAGUUGGCUCCGCACCAGCUGCGACGAUGCUUUCAUCGAGAACUUCAAGGUCGUCGCCGGUUCCAAGUACACCGACGCUCGCGGCGAAUCCGAGCACGAAGUCGUCGAGACCGUGCAUCAUGCUUUCGGCUCCGGAGGAAAGGUCGACCCGUCCCGAGAACUGGUCCUCCUGCGCGUCAGUCCACCCAUAAGCUUCGACGCUAAGCGACAACCUGUCAAACUCGUCGACGCCGACUACCUGCUCGUGCCUGGCCAGAAGCUGAGCUUCAGCGGCUAUGGUUACACCGACGGUUUCGUCAAAUCGCCGACACUUCGUUCCGGCAGCGGAAACUCGAUUCUGCUUGAGGAUUGCGUGAAAGCUUACGAAGGUCGUUUCGGAAGUCUGUAUCCCGGACUGGCUUGCAGCGACGGCAACGCUACCGGUACCAGUGCUUGCAUCGGAGACUCCGGUACCCCAGUGCUUCUGGAGGAUGGAAGACUCGUAGCUGUGUCCACGACGAGGUACUCGUGUGGAAAGCCCUCGAAGGAACCCGAUGUUCUGGCACUGGUCGCCAAGGUCAGAUCCUGGAUCAAGAUUGUCACGAAUGUCUGA
Messenger RNA from Nasonia vitripennis (jewel wasp), 741 nucleotides. RefSeq names its product trypsin-2-like. The coding region runs from base 1 to 741 and encodes 246 amino acids. Gene Ontology annotation, molecular function: serine-type endopeptidase activity. NCBI's taxonomy places the organism in Eukaryota, Metazoa, Arthropoda, Insecta, Hymenoptera, Pteromalidae. The transcript is spliced from 3 exons. Gene Ontology annotation, biological process: proteolysis. The record is from RefSeq and is a predicted model, not a curated record.